CUAGAACGAGCGCCAACAUCCAUACGAUUCCAUAAAACUUCGAAAGGCUCUUUUCACCCUCUAGCUUGCUCUUCCUCCUCGAUCGGACGGUCGCAGAACAGAGACCCUCGCGUUCUUUGUGUCACGAUCAAAGGAAACGCACACAAAACAACACGCAUCAAAUACGCCAGGCCGGAUCGCCUACCGAACCUCUGCGUAGUAAUCCAGACGAUAUCGAAUUCGGAAUAGGGAUCAAGGAGGUCGAGUUACCUUUCUACCCUCAUCGAAGAGCUGCACUGAAAGUUCGAGGUCGAUACCGUCCUCGACACAACUUAUCAACAAGCCUAGCGCUUAAACAAGGACCGAAUUCGGAACACCUCAAGCUCAUUCCCCAUCAACCGCUCGCCCUCAGCCUCCAAUCCUACCUCAUCAACAUCUUCAUUAUCUCGGUUGCCGUGCGAACUUAGCACCAUUCACGAACACGCAGCAGAGAGCAGGAUAACAGCACAGUCGAACGAUGGGUCAGAUUUCUAGUUGUUGCGGAUGCGGUUCGGCGCGUAAACAGUCUUACGAGCCUUUGUUGCUCGAGAACGAACGGGAGGCUGUUAGCGAAUUGUUGCACCACCUCGAGAACCGAACGACCACCAACUUUUUCACCGGUUCCCCCCUUGCCUCCUUGACAACCCUCUCCUUCAGCGACAAUGUCGACCUCCAACGAUCUGCCGCUUUGGCGUUUGCAGAGAUCACGGAAAAGGAAGUCCGCGAGGUGGGGAGGGACACGUUGGAUCCGGUCUUGUUCCUGCUUGGAAGCCAUGAUACCGAAGUCCAGAGAGCGGCUAGUGCCGCUUUGGGAAACCUGGCUGUGAACCCGGAGAACAAACUUUUGAUCGUUAGGUUGGGAGGUCUGGAGCCCCUUAUCCGACAAAUGCUCUCACCCAACGUCGAGGUUCAAUGCAACGCUGUCGGAUGUAUCACCAACUUGGCCACUCACGACGAAAACAAGACCAAGAUCGCCAAAUCCGGUGCUUUGGUACCGUUGACUCGACUAGCGAAGUCGAAGGAUAUGAGGGUACAGAGGAAUGCUACCGGAGCUCUGUUGAACAUGACGCAUAGUGAUGAAAACAGGCACCAGCUUGUACACGCCGGAGCCAUCCCCGUGCUGGUCGGCUUGUUGAACUCGCCGGAUACCGAUGUGCAAUAUUACUGCACGACCGCCUUGAGCAACAUCGCUGUUGAUGGUGCCAACCGGAAAAAGCUCGCCUCGACUGAGCCCAAGCUCGUACAGAGCCUGGUCGCACUGAUGGACAGCCCUAGUCUGAAAGUACAGUGUCAGGCUGCUUUGGCCUUGCGAAAUCUGGCUAGCGAUGAGAAAUAUCAGCUUGAAAUCGUCAAAGCCGACGGCUUGACCCCGCUUUUGCGUCUUCUCCACUCCUCUUACCUUCCUCUGAUCCUCUCUGCCGCCGCCUGUGUUCGAAACGUCUCGAUCCACCCCAGCAACGAAUCUCCUAUCAUCGACUCCGGUUUCCUGCAGCCGUUAAUCGAGCUGCUCUCGUUUGACGAGAACGAAGAGGUCCAGUGCCAUGCCAUCUCAACGCUCCGAAACUUGGCAGCUAGCAGCGAGAGAAACAAGACGGCGAUCGUCGAGGCCGGCGCUGUGGAGCGGAUCAAGCAGCUUGUCUUGCAAGCGCCAUUGCUGGUACAGAGCGAGAUGACCGCUUGUGUGGCUGUCCUGGCACUGAGUGACGACUUGAAGCCGCAACUGCUUGAGAUGGGAAUAUGUGAAGUCCUGAUCCCCUUGACCAACUCGCAAAGUUUGGAAGUGCAGGGCAACAGCGCCGCGGCUCUCGGCAACCUGUCAUCAAAGGCGGCGGAAGACUACGCGCCCUUCAACGCAGUGUGGAACUCGCCAGAAGGAGGUCUGCAUGCAUAUCUCGUCCGCUUCCUGGGUAGCCCCGAUCAGACCUUCCAGCACAUCGCCGUCUGGACCAUCGUGCAACUUUUGGAGUCGGAAGACGAGACCUUGACGAACAACAUCCGAGCCUCGCCUAUCCUGCUCACCCGGGUAAAGCAGCUGGCUGCUCAAUCACCCGGCUCGCGAUCUCAGGGAAGUAGUCGCCGCGGCUCAACAUCGGAUGACGAGGGAAGUGCUGGCGAAAACGGCGCGGGUGAGAUCGCAGGUCUGGCCAAGAGGAUUCUUAGCUUGACAGAAGGUGGAAGUGAACUCGAGGGCGACGAGAACGACGGCGAGCAUGCGGAACUGCGGGCUAGCGUACAUCAAGCCUUGAACGGACAGCAGCAGCAUUAGGUCGUCAUCCACAAGAUGAUCACACCAACUCUCCUCAAUAUACCCCUCCGACCUUUCGAAAACGCGAUCAAUCAUAAUCCCAUUGAUCGAAAUCCGCUAUCCGCUCUCCGACCCUUUCAUGUAUGUUACGAUUUGUCAUGCCCAAACUGGCUCUCCCCGUUAUACUUUUUCUCUUCCAUCUUUCUGAUCAUGUAGUAGAGCGAUGCAUCACAAUACAGAAUAGUAAUGCCCAAAGGAC
Messenger RNA from Filobasidium floriforme, 2522 nucleotides. RefSeq names its product vacuolar protein 8. Gene Ontology annotation, molecular function: protein binding; protein-membrane adaptor activity. The transcript has 10 exons. The record is from RefSeq and is a predicted model, not a curated record. Gene Ontology annotation, cellular component: fungal-type vacuole membrane. NCBI's taxonomy places the organism in Eukaryota, Fungi, Basidiomycota, Tremellomycetes, Filobasidiales, Filobasidiaceae. Gene Ontology annotation, biological process: nucleus-vacuole junction assembly; vacuole inheritance. Bases 497 to 2284 code for a protein of 595 amino acids.